This is a messenger RNA of Exophiala aquamarina CBS 119918, 1209 nucleotides long. RefSeq lists its product as uncharacterized. Lineage: Eukaryota; Fungi; Ascomycota; Eurotiomycetes; Chaetothyriales; Herpotrichiellaceae. Bases 1 to 1209 code for a protein of 402 amino acids. The record is from RefSeq and is a predicted model, not a curated record. The transcript is spliced from 2 exons. Gene Ontology annotation, cellular component: plasma membrane; lipid droplet; mitochondrion. Gene Ontology annotation, biological process: glycolipid biosynthetic process.
AUGAGCCAAAAGCCCCGACAGUACGAUGUUGCUGUUUUGGGCGCCACUGGCUUCACGGCCGCUUUUGUUGCACAGAUCAUCGCCACAACAUUCCCCAGUGGGACGCGCUGGACGAUUGCAGCAAGGGAUCCUAUAAAAUUGGCCCAGCUCCGGGGCAGGCUAGGUCAACUGAACCCAAAAGGGCCCGUGCCAGGCAUAGAAUUUGCACAAAACACCAAGGUCCUACUAAAUGCAAUCGGUCCUUACACGACUUACGGAGGAUUGAUCCUUGAAGCAUGUGCAUCCACUGGGACGAGCUACCUCGACUUCAGUACUGAAACACCAUGGAUUGAGGAAAUGAUUCUGAAGUACCACGCCCGAGCAAAGACAAAUCGUGCGAUCAUCAUUCCAGCCAUCGGCAACUCAAGCUCUCCGUCGGCGCUGAUCGCAUACCUAUUGGCAUCUCAGUAUCCCAAAUACCACGGGACAGAUGCCCAGGAAAUAGUCAGCGCUUUUGGCAUGAAAAUCAAUGGGAUGAGUGGAGGCUCCCUCGCUUCAGUCACGGCAGUCGUCGCCCGGUAUGGCAUCCGCCAUUUUUGGUCCCCAAACCCUUACAGACUCUGCUCGAAGAUGGACAAAGGGACCUGCCGGGUCAUCAAGCCGUUCUUCGGUUACAGCAAUGACCCAACACUAGGACAUCUUGCGACUUCCUUCGGUGCUCCUGGGAAUGAGGCCAUCGUAUAUCGAAGCACACAGCUUCAAGCUUCAGUAUACAGUCCGCAUAUCACGUAUCAUGAAUUCAUGCCCGUGAGUAGCUCCACACAAGCUUUCAUCAUUCACUUCCUCACCAAACUUGGAAUCCUCCUGCUGGCCAUCUGGCCCUUCCGAGUGCUGGUCAACAAGCUUAAGCCUGAAUCUGGUUCCGGGCCAUGUCCAGAGACUACAAAGGAUGAGAAGCUGGAGAUAAAAGCGGUUGCAAGAGGUAAAGAUGGGAAAGAGCUAAAGGCGGAGUAUGUGUUCAACGAACCCAUGUACUAUCACAGCGCAAUUCUAGGCACUGCAGCUGUUGCUGUGCUCUUAGAUCUGUGGAAGAGUCAGGGUGGUCACACACCAGGUGGGCAGGAUCCUGCACUGGAUGACUUGUACGGUAUCUUGACGCCGAGUUGUCUGGGUAUGCCCUUUGUUGAGAAGCUGAGAGAGGCUGGUGUAACAUUGAAGGUUUUGGAUUGA